UUACGUAGCCAAAUACAGGAAAGGGGACGUUCUACUUGAUACCCGGAAGUAGGCGAUGUAAAGAGUAACUUGUUGUUCGCUGCGUAACUCUUCACAACAACAAAAAGUACAUUUGCGACCUGAAUUAUCCGAAAUGGGAACUACUGCAAGUCAACUUGGGAAGGAUAUGCUCUCAGAAUAUCAAGAGCUGACUUUCUUGACAAAACAGGAAAUUCUUCUUGCCCACAAGAGAUUCACUGAACUGCUCACUAAAGAUGAAAAGGACCUUCCAAAUACCAGAGUGCCAAUGGAUAGGAUUCUCACUCUGCCAGAGCUCAAGUCCAACCCUUUCAGGAAAAGAAUCUGCGAUGUAUUCUCAACAUCUGAAUACAAAGAUGGAGGCCUCACAUUUGAGGACUUCCUGGAUCUCCUAAGUGCCUUCAGUGACUCUGCUACUCUGGAAAUCAAAUCCCACUAUGCAUUCCGUAUAUUUGACUUUGACGAUGAUGGAACUCUUGAUUGUGGCGAUCUGGAGAAGUUGGUAAACUGCCUCACCGGUGAGACAGACGACACAAGGCUUACUCCUGAAGAAAUGAGACAGCUCAUUAACAAUAUUCUGGAAGAGUCAGAUAUUGACAAGGAUGGGACUGUGAACCUCUCAGAGUUUCAGCAUGUCAUUUCAAGAUCUCCAGAUUUUGUCAGUUCUUUCAAGAUUGUGCUGUGAAGACCUCAUGGGCUGUGGCAAUGGAUCACCCUUUAACUCUCAUAUGGUGUUUCAUUUACAAUUAGAACACUUUUAGAUAUUUGCCUUAAAUUAUACUGUAUUUUAUUGCCGUAACUAUUUUAUGGAUCAUUUGUAAAAUGUAAAAACCUGUGAUUUUUUUAUUUCUAUAAAGAAAAUAAAAAAUAUUUUCAAGAA
Trematomus bernacchii (emerald rockcod) is the source of this 898-nucleotide messenger RNA. Its product is annotated as calcium and integrin-binding protein 1-like. Bases 134 to 703 code for a protein of 189 amino acids. NCBI's taxonomy places the organism in Eukaryota, Metazoa, Chordata, Actinopteri, Perciformes, Nototheniidae. The record is from RefSeq and is a predicted model, not a curated record. The transcript is spliced from 7 exons. Gene Ontology annotation, molecular function: calcium ion binding.